Molecule: messenger RNA, 1955 nt
Organism: Durio zibethinus
Lineage: Eukaryota; Viridiplantae; Streptophyta; Magnoliopsida; Malvales; Malvaceae
Product: serine/threonine-protein kinase OXI1-like
Biological process (GO): protein phosphorylation
Molecular function (GO): protein serine/threonine kinase activity; ATP binding
Source: RefSeq, a predicted model, not a curated record
CAGCAAGGAAAUUUAAAAAAAAAAAGAAAGAAAAGAAAUUGAAAACCGUUUCUCCCUCAUAAAUUGUCGCCACCAAGCUUUCCACGCGGAUGAAACUCCAUUUUUCCCAAACACCAGGGAGCAAACAAUAAAAUCAACCAGUUUUCUUCGAGUCACCAGUCCACCUCCGCCAUGAUCAACGAUGAAGAACUCAAUCGAAAUCCACAGCAUUCGGUCCCAACCCUUGCUUUAGAUCGCCUUGAAGCAGUUACGGCUCUAGGACGUGGAGCGAAAGGAGUGGUAUUUCUUGCCAGAGAUGAAGUGAAGGAUGAGAUUUUAGCUUUGAAAGUCAUAUCACGAGAUUCGAUCGAGAAGAAGAGUAGUAAAACAGUGAAGAGUGGCAAUGGAAAUGAAGGAAACGAGUAUAGAAGAGUUACUUUUGAACAGGAAGUCUUGAGGAAUUUUAACCACCCGCUUUUUCCGAGGUUACGAGGAGUUUUAGGUACCGAUAAAGUCGUCGGUUAUGCCAUUGAUUAUUGUCCCGGUCGUGAUCUUAAUUCUUUGAGAAGAAAACAGACCGAGCAAAUGUUCUCCGACGGUAUUAUAAGGUUUUUUGCAGCGGAAUUGGUUCUCGCUUUGGAGUAUCUUCAUAAUUUAGGCAUUGUUUAUAGAGAUUUGAAGCCUGAAAAUAUCAUGAUUCAAGAAAAUGGCCAUAUCAUGCUUGUCGAUUUCGAUCUUUCGGCGAAACUUUCUCCCAUAUCACCUAAAAGUUCAACGCCUACCAACUCGGUCAAUCAAACGCCGUCGAACUCAAUUAAGAAAAAGCGAUUCUCUCUGUUUCAAAGGUACUGCAACUCGGGAAUCUCCCCUGACGAUUCUGCAUCUCAAGCGAGCGUCAACUCGGAACAUACUGAGUCAGACUCAGUAGAAAAAUCGAACUCGUUCGUUGGAACAGAAGAGUACGUGGCGCCUGAAAUCAUAUCAGGGAAAGGUCAUGAUUUCGGGGUGGAUUGGUGGUCCCUAGGGAUCGUUCUUCACGAAAUGCUGUACGGAACGACACCGUUUAGGGGAUUAAACAGGAAAGAAACGUUUUACCGGAUUUUAACGAAAUCGCCCGAUCUCGUGGGGGAACCGACGUCCUUGAGGAACUUAAUAAGGAAAUUAUUAGAGAAGGAUCCAAAGAAAAGGAUAUCAUUGGAAGGAAUCAAGGGACACAAUUAUUUUAAGGGGAUUGAUUGGGAAUUGAUUCUCGGAAUCGAACGGCCACCGUAUAUUCCGGUACAAACAGAGAAAGAUUUUUGGGAAGAGGGAACGGAAGUAAUUAACAAAAUUGAUGUGGAGUUGUUUGUCCAAGGAAUAUUCGAAAAUGCUGGUGAAGGUGGUGUGCAGAAUAAAGGUAAACCCGACCACAGUCUUAAUACUAAUAAUAAUUUAGAGAAUGUAAACAAAAACGAUCGGCUCAGAGGGCAAAAUCAUCGUUCUUUCGAAGCUAAUCCAUUUUCUGUUUUCUAACUUAUUCUAAUUAUUUUGUUGAUUUUUUAUUAUAAAGUAGAUAAAUAAAUCUGUGCAAUGAAUUAAAUAUUUACUUUUUGCGUAUAUAUAUAUAUAUAUAUAUAUUUGUGUAGAAUUGACUCGUAAUUGUAAAACACCCACAAAAACCAUGUAAGUUAAUCGGUUCUUAGCUGUGUUUGGUUGGUAGUUUUAUUUACCUUAUAUUUAGGACAUGUGUCACAUCUUUUGCUCAAAGCAGGUAAAAGAUAGUACCAUAGGUUUUUUAAUUACUUAUUAAAUAGUUUUUUAAAUAAGUGCUAUUUUGGGAGGAAUGGCAUCUAUUGAUCUAAGAAAUAAAAAAAGAAUGCUUAAUAUGUAUUUUUUUCCAAAUUUUCAUUUUGUUUUACCGAAAAGGGAUUCUUAGUAGCCUAAAAUUAAAAUGAAUAGAUAAAAUUUACGAAAUGAAAAAAAAAAAAAUCAUCUCC